Molecule: messenger RNA, 2977 nt
Organism: Solea senegalensis (Senegalese sole)
Lineage: Eukaryota; Metazoa; Chordata; Actinopteri; Pleuronectiformes; Soleidae
Product: synaptotagmin-14-like
Exons: 8
Coding region: 16-1797 (593 amino acids)
Source: RefSeq, a predicted model, not a curated record
CGCUUCAACAGUGACAUGAUUGACGUGUGUGUCCGUGUAGUUCCUUGUUGUCGCUCCAUCACAGCGUGGCUCAUUGAAACUGCUUGUCUUCCAGGUGGCGAGCGUAACUGUGGAGUGCAUGAGCUGAUCUGCGUCAGAAAAGUGUCUCCAGAGGUGCUGGGCUUUCUGACGGCCAUCGGACUCUUCAUCAUCCUCAUGACCUUCCUCUUCUGGUACGUCAACAACAAGUUGGCACUCGAGAGCUCAGGGAGUCUUCAGUGCCUCGAUGAGUUCAGGAAAAACCCAGAGCGACAAGACGCUGACCUGCAGGCCUCGUCCUCAGACAGCGAGGAUGAGGUCAUGGGUCAGUAUCAGGAGGCCGUCAGCCGCUCCCAGGGUCUCCGGGGGGGAGGAGCCAAGGCGGCUGCUACCAUCAAACAUGCCGGAGGUUUCAGCUGGAAGAGCCGACACAAGUACAGCGGCCUGAGCGCCGAUUACCACGGCUACAGCAGCGAAGCUUCAGCUGAUGAUGUAAACUGCAUUCAACGAAUGAGAAGAACUCCACCGCUGGACGAGCUUCAGCCGCCGCCGUACCAGGAUGAGAACGGUUCUCCGCGGAUGUCGUGCACGCUGUCCGACCUGGGAGACGCCAAGUGUGAUCUGUCUCAGACCAGCGGCAGUCCUCACUUGUCCUUCGGCAGCGACGGUCCUGAGACGGAGAGUUACCUCAACAAAGGUUAUGAAGAAGAUGCUCCCAGUGACAGCACGGCUGUUCUCAGCCCAGAGGACAUGUCAGCCCGAGGAUCUGCAGCACGCUUCCCAAAAGGUUACCAACCAGACCCUGGCACAAAGUUCGGGACCCUGGACGUGGUGUUUGACUACGACUCAGAGGAGCAGCAGCUGGCUCUGACCAUCAUGGCAGUGACGGACCUUCCUGCACACAAGCGCACCGGAAACUUCUCCUGGCAGGUCCACCUGGUGCUGCUGCCCACCAAGAAGCAGAGGGCAAAGACGGGGAUCCAGAGAGGCCCCUGCCCCGUCUUCACGGAAACCUUCCACUUCAGCCACGUGGAUUCAGAGAUGAUCAGCAACUACGCCGUCAGAUUCCGCCUUUACAGUAUGAGACGGAUGAAGAAGGAGAAGGUGUUAGGAGAGACGGUGUUCUACCUCACCAAGCUCAACCUGCAGGGCAAAAUAUCUGUGCCCGUCAUUCUGGAUCCAUGCUGUGUUCUCCUGGGCGCUGAAUCUCAGGUCAGCCUCUCAGACACGACGUGCACUGACAGCGCCUCAUCGUUCCAGUCUGUGAGUCCGUCAUCCACACCUGAGAUCCUGGUGGGUCUGGUUUACAACGCCACGACAGGACGUCUCUCUGUGGAGAUCAUCAAAGGCAUCCACUUCAAAAACCUGGCUGCCAACAAGCCACCCACUGUCCAACCCUUGUUGUCAGACGGGCUGUUCUGUUGUCUAAAACACUUGAUAGGUGGACAGGUUUAUAUAAUCAGAGAUACAUAUGUUAAGCUGACGCUGCUGAACUCCAUGGGCCACGAGAUGUCCAAGUGUAAGACGUCCAUCUGCCGGGGUCAGCCCAACCCCACCUACAAAGAGACCUUUGUUUUCCAGGUGGCUCUUUUCCAGCUGUCGGACGUCACGCUCAUCCUCUCUGUCUACAACAAGCGCAGCAUGAAGCGCAAGGAGACCAUUGGCUGGAUUUCAUUUGGUCUCAACAGCUCUGGAGAGGAGGAGCUCAGCCACUGGACGCAGAUGAAAGAGUCUAAGGGACAGCAGGUUUGCCACUGGCACAGUUUACUGGAGUCGUAACGGCAGCAGGUGAAGCUGAGAGAUUUCAGCACGGUUCCAAUCACACGUCUUGUAAUGACCUUUAAAUUCAUGCAUACGCACUUUUAUUUCUUAAUGAAUGGCUUUCAUUAGUUAAGAUAGAGCUGGAGUUUACCCAGAAUCCUCUGGCUCUAACAAAGGUAUCUUUAUUAAUCUUGUUAUUAAUGUUUCAAUUACAGAUAUUUAUUUGUGUCAGCAUUUAAAGAACAAGUGAAUUAUUGCAAUUAAAAAAAAAAAAAAGUUUACACAGGCGAUGAACUCAAAGAUGCUACCGCUUCACUUUCACAGUUUCUAUCAUAAUCAUUCAUACAUGAUUAUUAAUAUCAUAGAGGUUUAAUUCCACACACACACACACACAGGUAAAGCCUCAGUUCAUCAGUGCACGUAUUUUCACUUCAUUUCAUUUUCAGACGACAACAAAUACACUUUAUAUUUCUGACUGUGCUGCAGCUGUGCUGAAAACUAGCUUUGUGCAGGGUUGACCGUGUGUGCGUGUGCGUGCGUGUGCGUGCGUGUGUGUGUGUGUGUGUGUUGAAUGAAAGCUCCGUGGAGCGGCUGUGGUUUUAGUAGCUGCUUCGUUGCUGGAUGUGAUGUGAAGUUAUUUCACUCUGUGAUUGUUUCUCAUAUUCUUUAUAAACACCAAAUGUUUUCUGAUCUAUUUUUCAACAAGAAAUGAAGUGAAUUUGUUUGUUUUUUAAAGCUAGGGUCUGUAAGUUUUUCAAAUCCUCUUCACAUUCCAAGAAACCCCCCCCCAAAAUAUAAUAAACCCAACCAAUCACUUUGUCCAGACCAUAAUAAUAUACGUAUCCGUCUUAUCAUUCAGGGCCAGUUCAGCCUGUGGUUCACUUUAUUUAACCUUCCUUAGCAGUGUGACAGCACCACCUACAGGCCUGGCAUAUGUACUGCAGUGUUGUGGAUGUAGAUGGAGUCAUUUCCUAAAAACCUUUCCUUUAUGAUCGUUCAUGGUUUGUAUCAGAAAAUUACAACUGAACUAAACUAAACCUCCAUUCUUCACUUUUUAAAGUCUAACUAAACUAAACCUCUGUUCUUCACCUUUUAAAGUCAACUUAACUAAACCUCUGUUCUUCACUUUUUAAAGUCUAUCUAAACUAAACCUCUGUUCUUCACCUUUUAAAGUCAACUUAACUAAACCUCUGUUCUU